Molecule: messenger RNA, 1941 nt
Organism: Saprolegnia parasitica CBS 223.65
Lineage: Eukaryota; Oomycota; Saprolegniomycetes; Saprolegniales; Saprolegniaceae
Product: TKL protein kinase
Exons: 10
Coding region: 1-1860 (619 amino acids)
Biological process (GO): protein phosphorylation
Molecular function (GO): ATP binding; protein kinase activity; protein binding
Source: RefSeq, a predicted model, not a curated record
AUGGGCGAUCGCGUGCUCACGACGCAGUGCGGCGGGGCUAAGAACGUCGUCGUCUGCCUCGUGGACGCCAACGACCGCCAAGUGAACUUGGUGCCGAGUGCGAAUGGCAGCCUCACGGUGAAAGAACCGUUCAAGAUUCUGGACGCGCUCUCACCCCGAGUGGCAGCUUACACGCUCGACGACGACGGCGUCCGGCGCGUGAACCCGUCGCUAGGCGACAGCGUGCCGUCGAGCGCGCAGCUCGCGUCCUUGAGUCUCCAAGGCAAUGUACUGGAUGGCGCGCUCAACAUGGUUCAGUGGCCGCCGUCGCUCGCGACCCUCGACCUCUCGGGCAACCGCAUCGGCUUUGUGAACGCGUCGUUUGUCAUCCCAUCCAAGCUGCGCACGCUAAACUUGUCAAGGAACAAGAUCACGUCAAUUGACCGGCUGCGCAUUCCGCCGACGCUUCGAGCCCUGUGGCUGGCCGACAACCCGAUCACGACCUUCAACGUCGACGCAGCCUCGUUCACGUCGCUGAGCGAAAUGAGCCUUCUAGCGGACGAGCCCAUCGUGGUGACGAGCUGCCACGGCCAGCUCCGCACGUUCAAAGGGGCGCCGGACGCAGAGACGCAGCGAGCCCUCGUGCACUCGGUGUGCGUUGUCUAUGACGAUGCAAUUCCCAUCGACACGAGCAUGGCGGGUGGCGACACUUCGUCGGGUCGCGGCGAAGAGGCCCCUGUGGGUAUGUACGUAGGCAUUGGAAUUGGCGUCGGCGUUCUUCUCGCCUUGAUCGGCUUCUUGCUCUGUCGUCGCCGAUGCCGCGGAUCGUCGGGCGAGAAGCCGUACCACAGCUUGGAGACACCGCCUCUCGACGCGACGGCGCGAGGCAGCUCGUUUGAGCGCCACCACAAUCAGCAGGAGCACGACAUUAUCGCCUCGUCGACCGGCAGUGGCUCGACGAGCUCGGCGUUUUCGUAUGACCUGCGGUCGGACAUUGACUUGGACGCGGCGAGGAUUCCCAAGAAGGAGCUCUUGCACAAGCGUGUGUGCGGCAGCGGCGGCUUUGCCGUCGUGUACAAGGCGACCUUUCAAGCCCAAAUCGUGGCGGUAAAGGAGCUCCAGGCCGUCCACGCGCGCCAGUCCAUCUACAUCCAGGCGUUCAUGCACGAGAUCAAGAUGUUUUCAACGCUCAACCACGACAACAUCGUUGCGUUCGUUGGCGUCUCAUGGACGACAUUGCACGACUUGGCGCUAAUCACCGAGUUUUUGCCCAACGGCGACCUCCGCGAGCUGCUCUCGCGCGACGCGACGGCCCAAGCGCUGCACUGGACGGCCACGUCAGAUACGUUUCCCGUCUCCAAGCUGCAGAUGGCCGUCAACGUCAUCGACGCGAUCACGUACCUGCAUUCGUUUGAGCCCAAGAUCCUCCACCGCGACCUGAAAUCCCGCAACAUCCUCCUCGACGGCUACUACGCCGCCAAACUCACGGACUUUGGUAUUAGUCGGUCGAUGAUCGACGAGACCAUGACAAUGGGCACGGGCACGACUGCGUGGGCUGCGCCGGAAGUUCUCCUUCACGACGGCCACUACAACGAAAAGGCCGACGUCUACUCGUUCGGCGUCGUCCUCUCGGAGCUCGACACGUGGCACGUGCCUUACGCAGCCGCAUCGUCCUCGCAGCCCAUGUCGUCGGUGCAAAUGGCGCUGCUUGUCUCGACCGGCAAGCUCACGCCGACCUUCCGCGACGACUGCCCACCGCCCGUGCGCGCGCUUGCCGAGCAGUGCUUGGCCAUGGACCCAACUGGCCGGCCGACAGCGUCGCAAGCCGCGUACGAACUCCGCCGAUACAUGCGGUCGCUGCCGUCCGGCUUGGCGUCGUAAGAACGGCGACCUACCUACUCAUAGUACACUGCAACUUACAGCGUAUGGUUUGGCCGAAGCACAGCACGUAACACAUUGACC